GAAGAACACCUCCUUGUCUCGAUCCUAGAAUUACCAGCUAAAUAAAAAGGCAUAAAAAAAAUCUAAUUCCAACACCUGACUGUCUUCCAACUUCAGAAACUAAUCGUGAUUUCGCCAGGUUGCAAGCUUUUCGAGACAUCAUGGCUUCGGCUCCAGCCCAACAACCCACACUGACCGCUGAACAAACCAGAGUGGUGCUGAGUGAAGUGAUCCAGGCCUUUUCAGUGCCAGAGAAUGCUGCGCGAAUGGAGGAGGCUCGGGAGAGCGCCUGUAACGACAUGGGGAAGAUGCUGCAGCUCGUGCUUCCUGUGGCCACUCAGAUUCAGCAGGAAGUAAUCAAGGCGUAUGGAUUCAACAAUGAAGGAGAAGGGGUCCUUAAAUUUGCCAGACUGGUGAAGAUGUAUGAAACCCAGGACCCAGAAAUAGCAGCCAUGUCUGCAAAGCUGAAGGCUCUCCUCCUGCCACCGUUGUCAACACCACCUAUAGGAGGCGCCAUUCCAGCUUCAUGAGAUUUAUUUUUGACCAGGUCAAAUGCAAGAGUGCUUUAUUUCCAUGCUUUGCUUCUCUGUAUCAUCUAUUUAAAAUCCUGUUUUUGAUGUUAGGUCUAAGAUUUAUACCACUAAUGUUUCUUUAAAAAAAUAUGGUUGUAUUGAAAGCAUUCUUGCAAAUCCUUGAUUUAUUUUUUGCAUUGUAUUUAUUUGUUACAUGUGACACUACAACCAAUUUCUUCCACUGAGACAUUUACUUUAAUGCCAUCUUUUUUAUAUACAUAAUGUCAUUUGUUUUUCAGUAAAAAUAAAUGUUUUUUCUGUA
Molecule: messenger RNA, 813 nt
Organism: Gambusia affinis (western mosquitofish)
Lineage: Eukaryota; Metazoa; Chordata; Actinopteri; Cyprinodontiformes; Poeciliidae
Gene: grcc10
Product: gene rich cluster, C10 gene
Exons: 4
Coding region: 141-509 (122 amino acids)
Biological process (GO): post-embryonic development
Source: RefSeq, a predicted model, not a curated record